UCACGGAGGGCCGCCGGCCUUCUCCUUCCGCCGGGCCCUAGCGCCCCGGGGCCCUGUUUCCGGGGGGGCCCGUCGAGGCCGGCGCGCGCCCAAGAUGGCGGCGGCGGCGGCGGCGGUGAGGACGGCGGGCUCGCUCCUCGCGAGGCGGUGAGGCCGGUGAGGCCCCGUCCCGCGCCAGCCCCAUGGAGGAGAUCGACAUCCAGGCCGGCGAAGGGGAUGAGCCGGGGGCCGGGCCCCCGGGGUCCCCCGACCCGGGCCCGCCUCGGUCCCGGCGGCAGAAAUGCGCCGCCUACGUGCUGGCCCUGCGGCCCUGGAGCUUCAGCGCCUCCCUCACCCCCGUGGCCCUGGGCGCCGCCCUGGCCUACAGGUCCCAGGGCGUCCUCCACCCCGGCCUGCUGCUGGGCAGCGCCGCCGCCGUCCUGGCCGUCCACGGGGCCGGCAACCUGGUCAACACGUACUACGACUUCUCCAAGGGCAUCGAUCACAAGAAGAGCGACGACCGGACCCUGGUGGACCACAUCCUGGAACCCCAGGAUGUCGUCCGAUUUGGCGUCUUCCUCUACACCCUGGGCUGCGUCUGUGCCGCCUGCCUCUACUGCCUGUCCACGCUGCGGCUGGAGCACUUAGCCCUCAUCUACUUCGGGGGCCUGUCCGGCUCCUUCCUCUACACCGGAGGGAUUGGCCUGAAGUACGUGGCUCUAGGCGACCUGGUUAUCCUGAUCACCUUCGGGCCGCUGGCUGUCAUGUUCGCCUACGCCGUCCAGCCUCCUGGCCACCCGCUACACCCUCAGCAUGGCGCUGCCCCUGCUCACCAUUCCCGUGGCCUUCUCCCUGGAGAGACAGUUCCGGAGCCAGAACUUCAACAAGCUGCCCCAGAGGACUGCCAAGCUCAACCUCCUACUGGGCCUCUUCUACGUCUUCGGCAUCAUCCUGGCGCCCGCGGGCACUCUGCCCAAACUGUGAGCCCGCCCCCCUCCCCUCUUGGGAGGGCCCCGGGGGGAAACCAGACCUCCCGGCGCGGUGCUCCGAUCCGACCAGAGCGCCUAAAGCUGGAGCCGGGGGGGGGUGGGGUUUCCGGGAACAGAGAGCCCCGCCCACCGUGGCGGGAUCUGGAGGAUGCCCGUCGGAAAACGAGGAUGAUUUUCAGAAUUUAGGGUCAGCGUCCGUCGGACGGGAAGGAAGGAUGAACCGGGUAAACGAGGUUCACGGUUUCCAGUAGAGGGCCCUGCCAGGUCACCUGCAGUGUGAUGGUGGUCAUCCUUUCUUCUCCUCCUCCCUCCCUCAGCUGACGCUUUCCAGAGCCGGCGUCCUCUCCUCACAGCCACAGUUUCCAGGUCCUCCUAAUCCCUGCCGCUCUCCAGAUAUAACUCCUCGUCUGUCCCGGGUAGGGGAGAUGGCCUCUUUGAGCUCAGCCCGUUGUCCGUCCAUCGCGCGCCGAGCUCUGGAGCCGAAGCGUUUCUGCUAGAGGGAGGGAAGCCCUUCUUAAUGAACUCACCCGGAUGCAGCUGGAGUCAGACAUCUGGUCUUGGUUUUGUCCAUUCUUCUUUCGGCUUUCCUUUGUUGAGUGACAGGUCCAGGUCAGCCCAGGGCAAGGAAAUCUGGGCGGGAGGGCGCCUAGAGGGGGGGAAAAGAGCGGGCUGAAAUGACCUUCCUGGCUUUAACUGGGGUCUGGGAGGCUGAACGUUUCUUUGCAGAUUCUCCCUAAAGAAAGAAAAACAAGUGUCGGCUCCUGAAAGUGCUACCGGGAAGCUUGAAAGAGGGAAUCUAGCGGACCCCGGGUGGGUGAUUUCAAAGAGGACGAUCUGGUUGUUUCGACAAUGCUCUUCCCUAGUCUCUCCCAUUCCCACCUUUCCCGGAGACCCAGGAAGACAUGGUUAUAGUAUUAUCGUUGUGAUAUCUAAGCGCUUACUACCGGUCGAGCUUCGUCCUAAGCUCCGGGAUGGAUGCAGGUCAAUCUGGUUGGACACAGUUACUGCCCCACACGGGGCUCGUAGUCCAAGUUUUGCUUCUGAGCUGCGCUUGUCAAAGGCUCAGCAAGGAGCCUCAUGACACCCGCCGCCCCCCAGAUCUGUAGUUGUUUUGGGCAGAGGCCCCCGGCAGUCUUAGACCGGAUCUCCGUCCCGGGGAUGGCAGGAGCCACCGAUCUCGGGAUUGGAUAUCAGGUUUCCUAUCUUCUGCCGGAUCGGACCGCUCAGUCGACGGAGGGGGUGGCACUAGAUGAAAUCUUUUCACGUAGAGGCCCCCUCCUUCUUUAAGCGGGGCUGCGCCCGUUCCCGUGGAAACUCCAAGGCCGUGGGCCCCAGGGGCAUCGCAGUGGCCCUAGCUGGAGUUUGGAUUGAACUGUAAAUGAUCAGUUGGCGCUACAGGCUGACCCGAGGGAAAGUUCAACGAGAUGUUGUCAAGCCACAAGGAAAGUAUUUGGAAGCCGCAGAUUCCCCGCCCCACCCCAAGAUCCCCACACCUCCCGAAGAUAGAUAUGUUCUUAGGGCUAGCGUUCUGACUGUGCCCAGGAGGAAGAGAGGGAGUUCGGAGGAUCCCCCGGUAUCCGCCCCGAGAACCGGCGGACGCGAAUGCCGAAGCUGACGGGGUGCCAACCGCCCGAGGGGGCGCUUACCCCGAGAAGGGCCUCCCGGCUCGACGGGGCUUCGUCCGUCGCUAACCCUGUGUGUUGAGACGUGAACCCGUCAGCCCGCCCGACCCGUCUGUGUGUCCAGGAUUAGCCGGGGCACUGUGGUUCAGUGCUAACUUGAAUACAUUUUUGAUACACACACACACACACACACACACACACACACACGCCAAACCUGGUGGCAGAUUUUCACCACAGUUUACUGUGCAUUUUAUGGGCACUGCCCUUAGUCGGUUUGACAGAAAUUUUCUUAGUCUUGAUAAUAAAAUGAAAAAGUCGCUCA
Ornithorhynchus anatinus (platypus) is the source of this 2912-nucleotide messenger RNA. RefSeq names its product UbiA prenyltransferase domain containing 1 (gene UBIAD1). Gene Ontology annotation, cellular component: Golgi membrane; endoplasmic reticulum. Gene Ontology annotation, molecular function: prenyltransferase activity. Gene Ontology annotation, biological process: menaquinone biosynthetic process; vitamin K biosynthetic process. Lineage: Eukaryota; Metazoa; Chordata; Mammalia; Monotremata; Ornithorhynchidae. The transcript has 4 exons. The record is from RefSeq and is a predicted model, not a curated record. Bases 183 to 1154 code for a protein of 323 amino acids.